Hippoglossus stenolepis (Pacific halibut) is the source of this 1710-nucleotide messenger RNA. Its product is annotated as 5-hydroxytryptamine receptor 3A-like. The record is from RefSeq and is a predicted model, not a curated record. The transcript has 10 exons. Gene Ontology annotation, cellular component: membrane; neuron projection; synapse. Lineage: Eukaryota; Metazoa; Chordata; Actinopteri; Pleuronectiformes; Pleuronectidae. Gene Ontology annotation, molecular function: extracellular ligand-gated monoatomic ion channel activity; neurotransmitter receptor activity; transmembrane signaling receptor activity. Gene Ontology annotation, biological process: nervous system process; monoatomic ion transmembrane transport; chemical synaptic transmission. Bases 18 to 1400 code for a protein of 460 amino acids.
GCGUCUCACACACUCUGAUGCAUCUGAGCCCAGUGAUGUUCGGUGGCGUCGUCCUGCUGCUGCUCCUCUCAGGGGGGGCGUCCUCUGAGGAGAACUGCACUUAUCAAGAUGUUUUAGACUACUUGAACUUCAACGAAAGGUCCAAACUGUUCUACAUGAACCGACCUGUUAAAAACUACAAGACGCCCACAGAGGUCCACCUGGAUUUGCUGCUCUAUGCCAUUCUAGAAGUGCAAGAGAAGGACCAGAAAUUCGUUCCUUACGUUUGGAUCACCAUGUGGUGGACAAAUGACUUCAUCAGUUGGGAUCCUGAAGAGUUUUGUGGUAUUGACUAUUUGUCCAUUCCUAAUGAAUUAAUGUGGAAGCCAGAUAUCACGAUUGUGGAGAUGACAGAGCGGGACAAGGCCCCUCCCAGUCCUUAUGUCACCAUUACAAGUCGGGGUAACGUGGAGGUUGUGAAUGAUCAGGUCAUGACCAGCACCUGCAGGAUGCACAUUUACAAGUUCCCCUUCGACACUCAGAGCUGCAACCUCACCUUCAAGUCAUUCAUUCACUCUGACGAUGAAAUCAAACUGGUUCGUUACCUCAACUCCUCGAAGAUCACUGAGGAGUCUCGAGACGUGAUGAGGAUCCAGUCUGAGUGGCUGUUCAUCAACAUCACAGUCUCCAGCAUAACAAAGAACGAUUUUAAGAACAACCAGACCAUGGUCAUUUACACAAUCAACAUGAAGAGGAGGUCGGCCCUCUACAUCGUCAACUUCAUCCUGCCCAUCCUGUUCUUACUCUGUCUGGACCUGUCCACCUUCAUGAUCUCGGACAGCGGCGGCGAGAAGCUGGGCUUCAAGAUCACCCUGCUGCUCGCCGUCACCGUCAUGCAGCUUAUUCUGAAUGACAUUCUGCCGUCAUCGUCAAACAGGAUUCCACUGAUCGCGGUUUACUGCAUCGGGGUUUUUACUCUGAUGAUGCUCAGCCUCCUGGAGACGGUUCUGGUGAUGUAUCUGAUCGCGAAAGACUCGGCGCCACGAGACGACGAGACGGAAGAAGAAGACAGAAGCCUGAGGGAAGACAAACGAGGUAAAUCCGUCUCGUGCAAUUGUGAGGAAGAUUCAAAUAAACAGUUCUACUCAGACCAAGAUCUGUCUCCUGGUAAAACGGCUUCAGAACCUCAUGGUUUCAAAGAGGUUAGAAAUAGCAGCAGACGACUGAUGGAGGAGAGUCACGUCUCAGAAAAGCUGUGGGACGAGAUAAAAGCUUUGACUCUGUUCCUGAAGAGCAGAGGAGAAGAACCAAAACCUGGAUACUGGACCAGAGUGGCUCAAAGAAUCAACAAGGCUUUCUGCGUUUUCUACCUCAGCUCUGUUGCACUGUUUUUAAUCUAUAUGUUCUUUAAAUGGAACUAAGACCUGUAUUAAUAGGGCAUGAAUAAUAAAAACAUGCAGCUCUGAUGCGGCUUUAAUGCAGUAAGAGUGUAAUGGGCUGUACACAUCAUAAUCCUCCUGAAAUGACAUGGUAUUGAUGGGACUCAUUUAUUUGCUAUGUUAUAAAUAAAGUAGUUUAGGAAUCUAUUAAUACCUAUAUUAUUGAAAAUGAAGCAUGUAAGUGUGAGCAAAAUGUAUGUUACCCUCAUAGAUAUACACUGUGUCCGUGUGCAUUGCUUUUAAUUCACAUUAAAGUGAGACGCAUGUUUCCAUGUUUUUUUAAAAAUUAUUA